Funneliformis caledonium is the source of this 340-nucleotide messenger RNA. The record is from the annotation of a GenBank genome assembly. Lineage: Eukaryota; Fungi; Glomeromycota; Glomeromycetes; Glomerales; Glomeraceae.
AUGUCGUCGCCAACUUCCAAUACAAUCUUUAAUACAUCGUCACAAGAUCAUACAACAACGCCAGCAGCUACUUCACUACAACAAUAUCACCAGCUUUCAUCGUCAUAUAAUGGAAGUAGCCAACCCGCUCAUGAUAUUUCAUCACAAUCUGGUAACUCUCAAUGGGAAUCUUACUAUGAUGAUUACGUGUUUGACGUAAAUCAGGGUAAUGUUAAUAAUGUUAAUACAACCAAUUCAUCUGCUCCUCAUCAUGUUAUGGAUGAUUUAUCAUUAUAUUCUACUUCCGCUGGUUUAAUACAUACCUCACAAACGAGUCAUCAUCGUCUUCAUGAUGGGAAUG